Messenger RNA from Argiope bruennichi, 5827 nucleotides. RefSeq lists its product as uncharacterized. Gene Ontology annotation, cellular component: extracellular region. The coding region runs from base 175 to 4770 and encodes 1531 amino acids. The record is from RefSeq and is a predicted model, not a curated record. The transcript is spliced from 5 exons. Lineage: Eukaryota; Metazoa; Arthropoda; Arachnida; Araneae; Araneidae. Gene Ontology annotation, molecular function: chitin binding.
UUCACCGGGUCACUUUUUAAAAAGCGAAAGCAGGCGGUUUUCCGAGAGAAAGCAUGAUCCGGAAUUAGGAGGAAGACUUUCAAUUUUAUUUAGUCACUCCUUCUUCAAGUAGCAGUGGAUUAAGUCUGAAAAACUGUACUUGCUUUUAGUUGCUGUAGAAAGAACUGUUCAGCAAUGGGUCUUCUGAAAGUUUCCGUGGGAUUGUUCUGUUUAGCCUGCUUGAUUUGCUUGACGAAUGGAUCAGCAAUUAAGACAACGAAUCAGAAAAUAGACGAUACGCUCCAAAGUGCAAGUAAAACUUUCGGAGUCAAGACAAUAACGAGACAAACAACACACUCUAAUAAUGGCGUUGUGACAAGGGUAUUCAAACAAACUCAAAUCACAACUGGAAACACAGAUGCAUUCCCUGAAAGUGCAGGAAACCAAGCACAGUUUUCAGACACAGAAAAUACUCAAGGUGACAAUCAGCAUCAUAAUUUUCAACAUUUCCCAGACACAGUUGCUGUUGAUCACUCAUCCGGACAAAAUGACUUUGUUCAUGGAUUGUUACCCCUCGAUGAGGCUAAACCAGUACAAUUUGGUACUAGACUGGGAAGCAAUACUAAGAAAUCUGAUUGCAGUAUCAAAGGAGGCUGUUUAACUCAAGUUACUACAUCUGGAGGAAAUAAAUUUGAUAAAAAAAAUACUGAAACUCACCAAGAGCAAUUGCCACAGGAGAUAGACCAUCAAGAACAAGAACAAAGCACAAAAUCGAAUUUUGAACCAGAGGACGUUGCAAUUACCAAAACUCAAGAACAAGUUGUUGAUCAAGGAGAACAGCAGCUGCCUGAAAAGGCUUUUGGUACUGAUUUUGAUGGUCAGUAUGAAGAAACUUUGAGGAAUCUUGGACAAGGAGACCAGUUCAUAGAAGACAAAAAAUUUCCAGGCAUUGAUACUCAAUUUCCAGAACAAGGCGACAGUGAAACGAAUUUUGACGUAGGAAACCUUGUACCUUUCGUGAAAGAAGAAGAUUUCAUUGAAAAGCAACAAGAAAAUAAAGAACAAUCAGAAACUCCUUUGGACUUCGGUUACGUUGAACAACAAAAUCAAGGAGAUUCUCAAGAUGUAUCAGGUGUAUACAUAACUUCAGCAGUAAAUCAAGGAAAUGUUAACUUUCAGGAACAGAGUCAAGCAAUAGAAGAUCAAGCAAGAAAUUUCGAAUCAAAUCAAGGAAAUUUCCAACAGCAAAGUGGAAGCACUGUGAUCGAUCACAACAAUAAUUUCGCAUUUCAGCAAGAUACAGGAUUUCAAGAGCCAUUUGUUCCACAUUCACAAGUAUCAAAUGAAUUCCAACAACAAUUCGUUCCACAAUCUCAAGUAUCGAACGAAAACAGCUACAGUUUUCAAGACAACAGUCAGGACUUUUUUCUCACCGACCCAAUCGAGGCACUUAGGUACAAUGUUCCAGGUAAUCCCGGGGAAGAUUAUCCAAUAUUUUAUAAGGUUCCUGAAACAUCUUUCCAAUGUAGCCAACAACCAUUCGCAGCAGGAAUAUAUGGGGAUAUGGACGCCCAAUGCCAGGUAUUUCAUUUUUGUACAGAAAGUGGCGGCCAAAAUUCCUUCCUUUGCCCCAAUGGCACAGUAUUCAAUCAGCAAUACUUUGUAUGCGAUUGGUGGUAUAAUUACAACUGCUCUGAUACGCCAAGUUUUUACAAUCUCAACGCUCAACUCUACUGGGACUUUGACAAUUUCGAACCUACUCAGAUCAUAACCGGAACAGGAGUAGGAUCUUCGGAAGAACAACAUUUCAGCAAUACGGGAGAAUUUCAAGGUCAAACCAAUUCACAUCAGUUCUCUGGUUCCAUUCCAGAACAAGUGCAAUUUCAGACGCGUGUUACACACUCAGGUCAGAGUCAAGUUGAUACUACGUCUACGAAUCAGCAAAUACAUUCUUCAGUACAUGGUUCAGUUCAUGGUGUUGAUUCUUAUGGAAUAAAGCGACAAGAUACAAACAAUAUCCAAAGUAAUGUAAGAACUAGCCUUACUCAACAAAGCAACUUAGCUCAAAAUACAAAUUUGGAUCAGCAAAUCAUUGACACUUCCGAACACAAUUUCAAUACUCAGCUGGGCCAAACACAAAUUAGUGAUUCUCAUCUUAAUAAUAAACCAGCCGCAUCUGCUUCUGUUUCUGAAACGCAUUCUGGAACUUCCAGUCAGCAAGAAGUAUCAUCAAUACUACAGAACCAUAAUGUCAACAAAGAAGAAGGAAAUAGUUUUGAUCAUUCUCAGGCAACCAAAACUCAGCAGAAUGUGAAUUCAGAAGAUUUCACUGUGCAAGAAAAAAAAUCACAACUUGAUGUUUCGGUACCAUCCAUAUCUUCUGACACUAGAAGAGGAUGGAAACCUGAUUCAGAUAGUGGAACCCGGUAUCCCGAUCAGAGUGGAUUCGAACAACAACAUGUAGAUGAUCAACAUCAAUUUCAAACAAAUGAUCAAAGUGUAAGUAAUGUUGCUUCUCAACAGACAAAUUCAGCAGAAGUCUCUUCAGCACAUGAGAUCAACCAUCAUAAUCAAGUUACUCAAGAUUUUGUUCCAACAGAAAGUUCAGAUGGAUUUAACGGAGAAAAUAGAAAUAUUGUAACGCAGUCAGAGAUUCAACAACAGCAUGUCCAGUUUCCAUUAGAAGUGAGUGCCCGUUCGGAUCAAGAUAGCAACAUAGAUUCGCAUGAGCAAUCUGAAAUAUCACAGAAAGGAGCUUUCACUACACAAAGUCCAAAAGACAUUGGGAAGCAGCAAAAUAAUAUUGAUGCAGUGCAAGAUAUUUCCUUCAAGAGACAGGCUGUAUUUACAUCAUUUAAUCAAGAAAAUGCGAAUCAAGACCAGUCAUCAUUUCAUGACUCUGGAUCUGUUACAGAUCAGCCAAAUUUAUUAGACGUUUUGCUGCCGGAAACUUUUGAGGAAGUAGAUCAAGACAGUCAAUCAGCAAGGGAUGGAGAUGUAGAGCAAGUAAGUCAAGAGGAACAAAUCGAUGGGCCAGUAAGAGCAGCAGAUGCUUUUGAUGGUCAGCAAAUGAUAGAUGCUAUUCAAGAUGCUGUUAAUUAUGAUGAUAUUAUAAAUGGAUUUCAUAGUAGAAACGUUGCUUUCAUGAAUAUUGCAACAACCCCUGAGCCUUUCGAUAGCAACCAGCGAGUCUAUGAGAAUAGACCAGCACAAGUUCAUGCCAUUUCUUUCCAGCGAAAUUCUAACCAAAAUGUGAAUAUUAACACUGAAUUACAAACUCCAAGUCCAAAUUUCCAACAAGAAAAUAUUAACGUAGGUGACGUUUAUACCAUAAUGAGAGGAUCUGCUCAUAAAUUUCAAGAGCAAAAUGGUCAACAAAGAUUAAGUUUUAGACCUUAUGGAAUUAAUUUCAAUACACAGGAGAAGAAAGAAAUUCAAAACUUAGUAAAUCAUAAUGAAGGCAAUCAACAAAAUGUUAACCAAGGAGUUCGUGAACAAGUAAUAUUUCCAGUAGAUCAAAAGCAAGAAAAUGGACAAAAUGAAUGGUGGCGUAAGACACAAGAUGCUGAAAACAACCAGUCCGUAAAACUCUCAAAGCAAGACGGUGGAAGAACAGAAACCAAAAAUCAGAAUAUCAAUACUCAUAUUUCUCAGUCUCAUUUGAAUGCCGACGUAUCAUCAAACGAAAAUUUAAAUGUACCGACUGAUGAUCAACUUGGGCAAUCACAUAAUUCUCUUAAUGCUAAUCAGCAACAUAAUGAUGGUCUUAAACAGCAGAUUGUAAAUCAAAACAAUCAAGAUUCAUUUCAAUCAAAUGAGCAACAAAGACCUUAUCAAAAUAUUAAAACUGGGCAGAGAAAUCACUUUCAAACUGAACACUCACGUUUCCAAAAUGAUAUAAAUCAACCGCAAUUUCAAAAUCAAAAUGCACAACCAGAUAUAGAUAAUUUUAGAAAUCAGCAAAUUAUUCAGAGCCAACACCAAUUUCAAGCAGUAAAUGAUCAGUCACAUUUCAAUGGAAAUAACCAACCUGAAUCUCAAAAUUUAAAUAAUCAGCAGAACUUUCAAGAUAUUAAAAGUCAAGUUCAGCUACAAGACCACAGCAAUCGUCAGGGUUUUGGAAACGACAACAGUCAACAGUACUCAGGGGAUCAACGCCAAUUUCAAAAUGUAAAUAACCAACAAGAGUUUCAAGACGUAAACAGCCAGCAGCAAUUCCAAGAACAGAUCCAGUUUCACAAUAAUAAUAACCAGCAACAAUUCCAGGAAGAGCCUCAAUUUCAGAAUGUAAAUAAUCCAGAACAAUUUCAAAAUGUCAAUAUUCAACAACAAUUUCAAGAACAGCACGAGUUUCAAAAUGUAAACAAUCAGCAACCGUUACAAGAGCAGCAUCAACAACAACAUUUUGCUAAUGAAAAUUCCCAUUUUGAAGAUCCCAACAUCAACAAUCAACCAAGAUUUCCUGAUACAAAUAUUGAAAAUGCACCUGGCCAACACUUUGAGCAAAAUGCUGGUGUCAGAGACUUUUCUUCACAAGAGCAUUCUCAAGCGCAAGACUCCGCCGAAUUCAAUUCAAGACGCCCAGCAGGAGGUAACACUCCUCAAAGCCAAGGUAUAAAAGGAUACCAUUCUCAACAGCAUUUCAGAGAAGCAAGAAAUGGAUACAACUUUCCAAAGCCAAAUCUUCAAGUGAUAAAUGCAAAUGAUGCCGUCAUCUACAGCCAAAACGAUCCACGCUCUUCCGAGUCAGCUAUUAGUUAUAACGGUUGGAAACCCAUUGUGAGGUAUUAAAUUCAACGGUGCCAAAAUAUUUUUCAGUAAAAUGAAAAGAAAACUUUGACGAUGGAACGAAAAGAGACACUUCACUUGCUCAAGGAUUUUCGUGAUAAUCAUCGUUCCUAGUUCCUGUGCCUCAAUAUUAUUUUUUUACUUGAUGUACUUAUUUGUUUAGUAUCAUAUUUGUUGAUGUUCAGGUAUUUCGCCAUUUAAUGUUUAGUACCAAUUAAGUGUUUCUUUCUUUCUUUUUUUUCACCCAGGUGCUGUUACUCUAACUAGUAUGUUAUAAAUGAAACAUAUUUUGAUAAUGCGUAAUUUCAAAUUAACUAAAUAUUUCUCUUUUUUAAAUCAGAUUAUUAAUUUCUACAUUUACCAGAUCAUUAUUUUCUACAUUUACCAACAUAUCAAAUUAUUAUAUUUAAUAGCUAUAAUUUUUUAUGUUUACGUCCUUUACAUGGAAUUUUACAAAAAUAGAUUGGUUCGUGCUUUACAAUUUUCUAGUAUUUAUAGACUAUGGACUAAAAAGUUUAAUUAAAAUUUCAUAAAUUAAAAAAUAUUAAAAUAUUAAUCUAUCUGUAUAUAUAUAUAUAUUAAUCUAAGGUUCACAGAAAUGCAGAAGGAAUUAUUUUAAGGCCUAGUAUAAAAAGGAAUUUCAGAGUGAGCAUUUAUUGCAGAGUGAAUUUAAUCUGAAACUUAACUAUCAGUACUUCUAUUUAAACAGAAAAAUUUUCAUUAUUCAAAAAACUUUUAAAGUUUGUAUUUUUUUUUCAAAGUUUGAUUUAUUUCGUUGAUUUCAACUGAGAAUCCAAAACUUUGCUUGAAAAAAAAUAGUUUUGAAAAUUUGUUACUUUUGACUUUUUUUAUUAUGUGGAUUCAUAUUUGUACAGACUAUAAGAAUAGUUCAUAUUUUAAAACUUCUUUAUAACUGAAAAGAAGCUUCUCAGAUGUAAAGGCAGAGGAAUGUGCUAUUCAUAUGUUAUAUGUGUAUGUUUAUUCCAUUUUUAUAUGUAUUUCUUUGUUACUUAUUACUAUUUUGUAACUGAAUGUGAAGUAAAAGAAUUUUCAAAAGGAA